AUGACGCGCAUGAUAGCAUUAGACAACAUAUUGGUCAACAAACCAGGGAUAUCGCUUCUCACCGGCAACAUAUUUGGUGGCCACGUGUGGUUCAGAAUAGCGGGCCCCCAAAUGGUUGUCGACAUGCUCAAAAGCAUGGCCUUCGAUGUGAUGACCUUGGGAAUUCAAGAAUUCCACAACGGUCCUCGCGGCCUGGUACCCUUGUUCAGCGACGCAGAUUUAACGACAAAAAUAGUUCUCUGCAACGUCGACUUCAGCCGUGAUCACGUACUCUCCAAGCUACCGAACCUACCGACCCGCUCUACCAUACUGACCGUGGACAACCUCAAAGUUGGCAUCGUGGGCUACGUAUCCAAUCUAGUGCGUGUUAUGGGCCAGCCAGGCGUCACCAUCGUUAUCAAUGAUCCGAUGGAGAGCCUCCGGAACGAGUCGAAAAGAUUACGAGGAGAGGGCUGCCACGUCGUGUUUGCUAUUGGUGGUGGCGACUCCAACGAAGACCGAACUCUGGCCGACAGCCUGACCGACAUCACGGCAUUCGUGGUGAAGUACCAGGGCCGAUUCGCGUACCCUUCUACGGCGACCGAAAAGCACGGUCUGAAUUUCGGCCAAGACCUGGAUUAUCCGAUAAACUUCACGCGGUCGACGGACGGCAAAAUGGCGUACAUAUUCGCCUCUACGAACCACUUCCAACUGCUCAGCAAGUUCCAGAUGACCAUGCAGGUGCGCAGCAUGAGCAUCGUCAGUGCCAUAGGCACCCCCAUCAUUCUCGACCUCCAGGCUCCCGAAGACAGAAAGACCCGGGAGCUAAUGGACCGGUACACGAAGAUUAUUGAGCCGAAAGCCAGGGAGGUGAUCGGGACGACAAAGGUGUAUAUCGAUAACCGCAAGGAGGUGUGCCAGACGGGCGAGUGUAACGGUGGGAACCUUCUCGCCGACGCGGCAUUCGACUACUUCUCCGAGGUGGCCGUUGCCGGCGAGUUGCGGCUUGAAGAUGUGUUCCAAAUGUACCCAUACAACGACCAAUACAUGUUCGUCACUAUGCGUGGGACCACGCUUCAAAAUAUGAUGGAGUACUCCGGAAGGCGUGCUCCACCGUACUCGAAGUUCCUACAACUCUCUGGGAUACGUGUGAAGUACAAAGCCAACCCUGGCGUAAACGAGAGCACCGUGUCAAGCCUGUUGAUCCUGUGCACAUCCUGCCGAACGCCCACCUACGAGCGCGUCAUUGGGAUCCAGUGGUACACGCUGGCCAUGUCCAGGUACCUCGCCAACGGAGGGGACGGCUACGACUUCACGCGUGUUCCACGGGGCUACAAAGUUUCAAGCAGUUGA
Messenger RNA from Rhipicephalus sanguineus (brown dog tick), 1332 nucleotides. RefSeq names its product protein 5NUC. Bases 1 to 1332 code for a protein of 443 amino acids. Gene Ontology annotation, biological process: AMP catabolic process. The transcript is spliced from 8 exons. Gene Ontology annotation, molecular function: 5'-nucleotidase activity. Gene Ontology annotation, cellular component: plasma membrane. NCBI's taxonomy places the organism in Eukaryota, Metazoa, Arthropoda, Arachnida, Ixodida, Ixodidae. The record is from RefSeq and is a predicted model, not a curated record.